Molecule: messenger RNA, 642 nt
Organism: Symbiodinium natans
Lineage: Eukaryota; Dinophyceae; Suessiales; Symbiodiniaceae
Source: the annotation of a GenBank genome assembly
AUGAGCUGCAUCACGGGAUGCUUGCAGGAGGGAGUAAGACCGACACUGAAGGGCCUCCGCUCCAUGUGCUACCUGCUGAAGGAGGAAGACGAGUUUCCUUAUGACGUCUUCAUGUCUGAAGUUCCAAUCUUCCUCCUGGUGCAGAGGACAGAAGGUUUCUGCCUACGAGAGGCUGCGGACUCGGAAACCGAGUUCCUGCUGAUCCACCCUCCACCCUGGGUCAAGAAGUACGACAACGAGUGCUGUGAGUGCAGCUUCACUGACCUUCUCAACGCAUGUCUGGUUGCCCUUCCUGUGCGUUGCCCCAAAGGCGGGGACUGGCGUGUGGGGCUAGCAGGUGCUCUUCGCGCCAAGCUGGUCAAGAAACCGCGCCUGUGUGAGAUCGUGGUAGCGGUGCAAGAGCUGUUGGAUUCAGAGCGGGCCGCCGUGAUCCCUGGCGGGCGGUGGAAUUGGGCGUUGGUGAAAGCGGGAAAGCAGCCCUCUGCCAUACCUGUCGCCGCUGAAGAAAGAGAUCCGAGCGAUGCACGAAGCUUUCCAGCUGGCGCAGUCCCAGGCGACGCAAGCGGAAAGAAGCGGAAGAGAGGAGGCAAGUCGAAGCGGUCAAAGACCAAACCUACACAUCUCAAGUUGCCUUUCCAGUGA